AUGCCUAGAACCCUGCAGCAGCAGGCGUACCGCUGGAGGCGAGGGUCGGAGGAGAGCACCCCGGAGGACCAGGAGAGCUCCGGCGGCGAUGACUUCUUCGACGAUGAGGAUCGCUUCUCGGGCUCAGGCUCCGGCUACCCAGAGCUGGAUGUGGAGGUGAAGAGCGAGGUGCUGUUCAGGACAGAGGAGCCGGUGAUCAUCUCCACCACCCAGGCCCUGUCCCCAGUCCCCUCCGCUCCCCCAGCAGCCCUGCCAGUGCACCCCACACCAGAGGAGACCAGCACCAUCCCCAUGGCAACAACCACCUCCGUGACAACCACAGUGAGGCAAACCCCGCCCACCCCAAGCUCCGGCCCACCCGAAAGCACCACGCAGCUGCAGGAGGCGGUGCUGGAGCCAAUCGGAGGGGAGGAAGAGGAGGACGAGGAAGAGGAAGAGGAGGAGGAGGAGGAGGAAGAUGAGGAGGAGGAGGAGGAAAGCAUAACACUGGCUCUCACCACCGAGCCCAUUACAGAACCUACCACAGAACCCACCACCACCACCACUACUACAACCACCACUAGGGCCCCCCGCAGGCGCACCCCUGCCCCCACAACCACAUACCCUGCCACGUUGCGGCCCCGGGCCCCUGCCACGUCUCCCCCCUCCCCGUCUCAGGGGCCCGACUCCUCCUCUGAGACCCCCAGCAGCCCAGCUCUCAGCCCCGCAGUGGAGACAGAGAACUGGGGCGGGGUGUUCGACACGACAGUCAGUAACGAUGUGGGCGGGGCCGGGCCCAGCGGAGAUUUCGAGAUCCGAGAGGAGGAGGAGCUUAACAACAACAAGGUCAUGAGGGCCGUCACCAAGCCGACCGUCAAGAAGGCGGAGCCUGACCUGCUCGGCAACACCAUCGACACAGGCAGCUCCGCCGCUCAGCUUCCCCAGAGGAACAUCCUGGAGAGGAAGGAGGUGUUGAUAGCUGUGAUCGUAGGUGGAGUGGUGGGCGCUCUCUUUGCUGCCUUCCUGGUCAUGCUGCUCAUCUACCGGAUGAAAAAGAAGGACGAGGGCAGCUACACGCUGGAGGAGCCCAAGCAGGCCACCGUCAGCUACCAGAAACCAGACACACAGGAGGAGUUCUACGCAUAGCCGACGGCAGGACUGUGAACUUUCUUUCAAAUUAAAACAAACAAACAAGCUAAACUAAAUAAAACAAACUAUAUAAAUAAAUAAAGAAAAGAAAGCUCUUUUUAAACCUGUCCCUGGGCAGUUUCGAUGGGUCUCCAGGCACAGCUCCAUUGAGAGGG
Messenger RNA from Polyodon spathula (Mississippi paddlefish), 1283 nucleotides. RefSeq names its product syndecan 3 (gene sdc3). The coding region runs from base 1 to 1125 and encodes 374 amino acids. The record is from RefSeq and is a predicted model, not a curated record. Gene Ontology annotation, cellular component: membrane; cell surface. NCBI's taxonomy places the organism in Eukaryota, Metazoa, Chordata, Actinopteri, Acipenseriformes, Polyodontidae. The transcript is spliced from 5 exons. Gene Ontology annotation, biological process: cell migration.